AGUUCAGCCCAUUAAGGCAAGAUAAUGUGGCCAGAUCCGGACUGCUGCUGGGACUGCAGUGACAAACAUAGAAGGAUAGUGCUUUUUUGCUAAUAUUCAUUAGUGUGUGCUUUCGGUGUGUGUGUGUGUGUGUGUGUGUGUGUGUGUGUGUGUGUGUUAACGUAUAUGUGAACAUGUGCUGCAAUAUUUCGCUUUCUCCACUUUUAAUAUUCCUUGGCUGGCAUAGCUAAAGUCUCCCUAAACCUCCCUUCCACCAAGGCCACAGCAGCCUGCAGGGUUACUGGGGCCAGCUGUGAAUCUGUCACUCCACAAUCGGCUUUAAUUUCACACCUUCUCUCCAUCAGGCGUUAAUCCGACCAGGGACAGUGGCGUGGUGCACAGCAGUCUACACUCCCAGCCUCCGAGGAAGAGGGAGGGUGCAACUUUCAGUACCCAUAUGAUACGAUAAUGACAUGGUGAUGGUAGAGUAGAUACGUAGAUAUAGUUUUCUCUCGAAAAAUGCCAAAUAAAAUAGAAUAGACCAAAAGAAUAUGCACAUUUUUGGACCAAAUAUUAACAAUCUUGUAAAAUUGAGAUUAUUCUAAAAAGUAACCUACAGUCAGUUUCAAGGCUCCUCCCUCCGUGAAUAGUGGGGGAGUCUAGAAACCGGACCGCAACCCUCACAGACAGUUGGAGGAGACAGAUAAUGGCUACACACUGACAACAGAUGGAUUUAAAACCUCUUCCGAGUAUCCGAGGUAAAUUGUGGAAGCGACCACACAAGGAUAUACUGUAAUGUAUGUAGCCUGUCAGAAAAGUAUUGUCGUUUAUGAUUUUGUUUUAUUCGGGAAAAUAAUCCCGUGGUCUCGAGCCUGCGUGUUUACGCGCAGACAUAAAGUCGCGUGUUAGAAUUAAUUUGGAAUGGGGAACAACCAAGUUUGUAUUAUAUCUUCCCAUUUGCUGGUUCUGAUUAUUCUUGCACUUCUACGGGGAGCAGAUGGUCAGCAUGGCCUCCGUGGAAUGUCCGUUCCUGAACAUGGCUUUUGCCAACCUAUUUCCAUUCCUCUCUGUAUGGAUAUUGCCUAUAACGAGACUAUCAUGCCAAAUCUAUUAGGGCACAUGAACCAAGAGGACGCCGGGCUUGAAGUGCACCAGUUCUAUCCGCUUGUGAAAGUUCAAUGCUCUCCUGACCUGAAGUUUUUCCUCUGCUCCAUGUAUACCCCCGUUUGUACGGUGCUGGAACAAGCACUGCCUCCGUGUCGCUCGCUCUGCGAGAGAGCGAGGCAGGGCUGCGAGGCACUGAUGAAUAAAUUUGGUUUCCAGUGGCCUGACAGCCUCGCCUGUGAAUCUUUCCCUGUUCACGGAGCGGGUGAGUUGUGCGUCGGGCAAAACGUGUCCGAUAGAAGCACUCCUAUUAAUCCUACCUCGGAUGUAACAGAAUCACCUUAUGGGCAGCGUAGGACUGUAAAGGGACAGUUUCGAUGCCCAGUUGCAUUGAGAGUACCCCCCUAUUUGAACUACCGUUUUCUUGGGGAGGAGGAUUGUGGUGCACCUUGUGAGCCCUCAAAACCACAUGGAAUGAUGUACUUCAGUGAGGCUGAGUUGAAAUUCGCCAAGAUCUGGAUUGGAAUAUGGUCUGUGUUAUGCUGCGGGUCCACUCUGUUCACAUUUUUGACCUACUUGGUGGACAUGCAGAGGUUCAGCUACCCAGAGCGACCCAUCAUUUUCCUAUCAGGCUGCUACUCCAUAGUAUCAUUAGCCUACAUCGCUGGCUUCUUGUUGGGGGACAAGGUGGUGUGCAACAACCGCUUUGACAGCGACGUCAAAACAGUCAUCCAAGGCACCAAAAAGGAGGGCUGCACCAUUUUGUUCAUGAUGCUCUACUUUUUCAGCAUGGCCAGCUCCAUCUGGUGGGUCAUCCUGGCCUUGACGUGGUUCUUGUCAGCCGGGAUGAAGUGGGGUCACGAGGCCAUCGAAGCCAACUCGCAGUACUUCCACCUGGUGGCAUGGGCGGUACCCGCCAUCAAGACCUUCACCAUCCUGGCGGUGGGGCAGGUGGACGGCGACGUUCUGAGUGGUGUGUGCUACGUGGGCAUUAACAGCGUGCACGCUCUCAGAGGCUUUGUUCUGGCGCCGCUCUUCAUCUACCUCUUCCUGGGGACCUCAUUCCUUCUGGCCGGCUUUGUGUCGCUCUUCCGCAUCCGGACCAUCAUGAAGCAUGACAGCAUCAAGACGGAGAAGCUGGAGAAGCUCAUGGUGCGCAUCGGCAUCUUCAGCGUGCUCUACACGGUGCCCGCCACCGUCGUCAUCGCGUGCUACUUCUAUGAGCAGGCGUUCAGGGAACAGUGGGAGAAAAGUUGGGUGAGUCGGACGUGUAAGAACUACGCAGUGCCGUGCCCUGGGCACGACCACCCGCAGAUGUCGCCAGACUUUACCGUCUUCAUGAUCAAGUACCUGAUGAUGUUGAUUGUGGGUAUCACCUCUGGCUUCUGGAUUUGGUCGAGUAAGACGUUGAAUUCGUGGAGGAGAUUUUAUACGAGACUGGCGAGCAAUAAACAGGGUGAGACAACAGUGUAAGACCUAAUACUGUUUGUUGUCCCCUGAACACACACACACACACACACACACACAGAUGCAUGAACUGAAGAAAAAGCUACUGUGACACACUUUAAAAAAAAAAGUUACAAAUAAGCUUUUUUGGGGAGACAUUUUUACAUAUUUGUAUUUAAAAUAGCCCACACAUCUGAUUCUAAUCUAUCACACUUUGAUAUAAAAAGAAGGAAAGCUCUUAUCUAGUUCAAUGAGGAGAAUUAGACUAUCUGAACUUUUUCAUUAAUUCUAUUUGUGCUCCAUUGAACUUUUUCAUGUCAUCCUAUUAGUGGUGUUUCAUGUGAACUAUGGGAAGAUCUCAAUUACGUACUCCUCGCAUCCUCAUCUCCUUCUCAAAAAGGAAUUGGAUGAGAGCCAGUGUUCACUCCCCUGUGCAAUUUAGAUCUUCCCUGUAUUUGAGAAACAGUCAUCAAGGUUCUGUUGGACUUUUGCUGUAUUUUAUGGGUCAUAAUAACCUUUUUCACAAUCAUUCCAUAGACCACUAUUUCAAAACUGGUUACUGGCCACUUCAUAGUUUAUUCUCGUUUUUAUUGAUGUUUGUUUUACCAUGUGUUUUUAUGGGAUAUCUGAGCAUUCAUUUUUCUUUCACCAUGUGUAUUUUGUGUUUUGGGGAUAUUUUACCAUUAAAGUGAAUGCAGACUUCUCCAAAGAAAUAUUAGAUUAGGGGAUGAGAUCAAUACCCCUAUGUGUAAACAAAAGCCUGUCGCUAUUGAACUACUUUGAAUUUAGCACUCAUUCAAAGGCCUUCUACUUACGGGGAUAGAUCCAAAAUGAUUACUUUCUGCACACACAAGCUAUAUGACUGGAAUUGACUUUGACAAUAAUGGAAUGCUCAGUCCAGUGCCUUUGUUUUAAGAGAGUAUGGGUGGAGUUAUUGUCGUUGAAGUCCAAUAAUCCAGCUGUCUACACAACUAUCCAUCCUCUUUCUAGUCACCAAGGGAUUGUUUUCUGCUGACUCCAAGCACAUUAUUCUGCUUAAAUGGGUGAAAAUGGGUGAAAAAUGUAGUAAUACCGCACUUGAAUGAAAAACAUGCUCAACUUUAAUGAGGAGUCCUCCUUAGAAAUCUGUCACACUGUAGUGCAUGUUGCGCAUAAUGUCAUAUUCGUUAUUCUAUAAUUAAGGAAUGAGGCACGGGGGUGUGGUAUAUGGCCAAUAUACCACGGCUAAAGGCUUUUCUUUCUGGAUACAGGCCUUAGCUAUGGUAUGUUGGCCAUAUAGCGCAAAACUCUGAGGUAUCUUAUUGUUAUUAUAAACUGGUUACCAACUUACAUAGAACAGUAAAAAAAUAUUUUUGGGUCAUACCCGUGAUAUAUGGUCUGAUAUACCACAGCUUUCAGCCAAUCAGCAUCCAGGAGCCAAACUUCCCGGGUUAGUAAUACAAAACAAAGCUUGCAUCUGAAUUUUUUAGAGUCACAGCUCUAUAAUGGAUGGUAUUUUGAAUCUCAAUGAAAAAUACUGAUGAAUUUUAUAAUUUCUUUGACAGAGAUCAGUCAUUGAGCUCUUGUUGCCCUAAUGCACAUGGAGUUCAUUAGGCACCAAACAGAAGAAAACAGACAAACCGGGAGGGAAUAUAUGGACUUGUCCAAUUAUCUUUUGCUAAAUAUUCUCUGUUGCAUGGCCUAAUGAACACGACCAUGUUGUACACUUGUUCUUGAUGAUUCUUCAUAUUAUGCAUUGCUUCACUCCAUUUAUGCAUUUUUGUCAAAGGCAUCAACGCUGAUAUUGAUCUUUCUGUUUUAGCGCUGUGGUAUAUUUUCUUACCCAGGGAUUACAUUUUCUUAAUCAGAGCCAUUCAUUUUUUUAUAGCACUAUGUUUGUAUUGAGGUCAAUGUUGUUUGUAUGCCGACCAAUGUUUUUAAAUUGUAUAUGACUUUCUAACACCCUUUUUCAGUCUACCAAUGUGUAUAUUAAACAGAUAAUCCUAGCAUACCAUCAUUUAAAUGAAAAUAAAAGCUACCUCCAAUUUAUUCACUAUAA
This is a messenger RNA of Oncorhynchus mykiss (rainbow trout), 4567 nucleotides long. Its product is annotated as frizzled-1-like. Gene Ontology annotation, cellular component: plasma membrane. Lineage: Eukaryota; Metazoa; Chordata; Actinopteri; Salmoniformes; Salmonidae. Gene Ontology annotation, biological process: non-canonical Wnt signaling pathway; canonical Wnt signaling pathway. Gene Ontology annotation, molecular function: Wnt receptor activity; Wnt-protein binding. The record is from RefSeq and is a predicted model, not a curated record.